Messenger RNA from Mus pahari (shrew mouse), 1026 nucleotides. It is a transcript of the gene Cd7, whose product is annotated as CD7 molecule. Gene Ontology annotation, cellular component: membrane. The transcript has 4 exons. Gene Ontology annotation, molecular function: signaling receptor activity. The record is from RefSeq and is a predicted model, not a curated record. Gene Ontology annotation, biological process: adaptive immune response. Lineage: Eukaryota; Metazoa; Chordata; Mammalia; Rodentia; Muridae. The coding region runs from base 114 to 746 and encodes 210 amino acids.
GCCACACCCCUGUUUCUUCCUCUCAGGGUUUUUGGUGUGACCUUUCACAGGGCUCAGUGAUGUGUUGCAGCCAGGGUGGCUGAUUUGGCUCAGAUCACCUGGAUUUGGGCGUCAUGACUCAGCAGGCAGUACUGGCUUUGCUGCUUACACUGGCCGGAAUCCCGCCUGGCCCCCUGCAUGCCCAAGAGGUACACCAGUUCCCCCAAGUCGUGAUCACCUCUGAAGGGGAUUCCAUCAACAUCACCUGCUCUACAAAAGAGGACCUAGAAGGGAUCUUUUUGAAGAAGAUCUGGCCUCAGGUUCACUAUGUGGUUUACUAUGAAGAUAAGCAGGAGUCCACAGUAGACCCGACCUUCUCAGGCCGAAUUGAUUUCUCUGGUUCCCAGAAGAACCUGACCAUCAUCAUGCGCUUCCUCCAGCCAGCAGACACUGGAGUCUAUACCUGCGAGGCUGUCAGGAGAGUCAGUGUCUGUGGCUCGUUCACCAUGGUUGUGGUGAGAGAAAAACAAUCCCAAAAAGCAUACAGAUCCCAGGAACCUCUGCAGACAUCAGUUUCCCUCCCAGCUGCCAUUGCUGUAGGCUUCUUCUUCACCGGGCUGCUCCUUGGGGUGGUGUGCAGCAUGCUGAGGAAGACACAGAUCAAGAAACUGUGUGUCUCAGGGAAGAAGGACUCUCCGUGCGUAGUGUAUGAAGACAUGUCCUACAGCAACCGCAAGACUCCAUGCAUCUCCAACCAGUACCAGUGAACCCCUCUGCCUGCAGUCCCCCAUGCCUUGUGUCAGCAGAGCUUACAGCAGUCCUGCUGACACCCCCCCCUCCCAACUCCCCAGCACCCUCUUGGUGCUUCUGGGUGGGUGGGAUUCCUUCUCUGUAAGCUUCCCUGCAGGGCUCUGCAAUCUGUCACCAACCCUAGCCAGGUACCCAUGACAUCAGGAGCAAAGCUUGGGGAGGCGGGGACAGUACCUGCCUUGGAGCAGCCUGACCAGGAAAAAUUAAAUAAACUAAACUAACAAAUACAUAAACAAA